AUGAUGAAAGUUGGCCUUGUCCUGCUGUUUGCUGCCUACGCCUACGGGUGUGGCACACCCUCCCACGCGCCCUUGGUGAGCCGUGUUGUGAACGGGGAAGAUGCUCGGCCCUACAGCUGGCCCUGGCAGAUCUCUCUGCAGUACCUCAGCGGCUCUGGGUACUAUCACACCUGUGGGGGCACUCUGCUCAGUCCUAACUGGGUCAUGACUGCUGGCCACUGCAUCGGACCUCGCACCUACCGUGUGGUGCUGGGCGAUUACGACCUCACCACAGGGGAGGGCUAUGAGCAGAUAAGAAGUGUGGAGAACAUCGUGGUUCACCCUCAGUGGAACGAGAACUGCCUGGCUUGUGGUAACGACAUUGCGAUGAUCAAACUGGCCUCACCUGCCAUUCUGAACGACAAGGUGCAGCCCUCCUGUGUGCCACAGAGCGGAGAGAUCGCUCCUCACAACGACCCCUGCUACAUCACUGGCUGGGGAAGACUCUACUCUGGUGGCCCCGCUGCCUCUAAGCUCCAGCAGGCUCUCCUUCCUGUGGUCGGACACGACAUCUGCAGCAGCAACGACUGGUGGGGCAGCAGUGUGAAGCUCACAAUGAUCUGUGGUGGUGGUGACAUUCGCUCUGGCUGCCAUGGAGAUUCAGGAGGCCCCCUGAACUGCAGGGGUGCUGAUGGCAAGUGGUACGUGCACGGGGUCACGAGCUUCGUCUCCUCCCUAGGAUGCAACACCAUCAAGAAGCCCACGGUGUUCACUCGCACCUCUUUCUUCACCGAGUGGAUUGCUGAUACUAUGCUGCAGUACUGA
Chelmon rostratus (copperband butterflyfish) is the source of this 804-nucleotide messenger RNA. RefSeq names its product proproteinase E-like. The transcript has 8 exons. Lineage: Eukaryota; Metazoa; Chordata; Actinopteri; Chaetodontiformes; Chaetodontidae. The record is from RefSeq and is a predicted model, not a curated record. Gene Ontology annotation, molecular function: serine-type endopeptidase activity. Bases 1 to 804 code for a protein of 267 amino acids. Gene Ontology annotation, biological process: proteolysis.